AUGGCCAGCCAGAGAACCACCAACGAUGGCGAAGGUCUCGAGCUUCAACAACCAACAACCGCGGGAGACGAGGGGACACCUCGCGAGCAGCUGCGGGAUCAUGACUAUCCCACUGGACUGCGGUUUAUCCUUUUGACCAUUGGACUGGUAUUGACGAUUUUUCUGUCGGCCCUGGACACGUCCAUCAUCUCGACCGCCAUACCAAAGAUCACGGAUCAAUUCGGCACGGUCAAGGACGUGGGCUGGUACGGAUCGGCCUAUACCAUUUCGAACGCUGCGUUUCAAUCAACAUGGGGGAAGGCUUAUAAAUACUUCUCGUUCAAAUGGACCUUCUUGCUCACAGUUUCCAUCUUCGAGCUAGGCAACGUGAUUUGUGCCGUGUCUCCCAGCAGCUCAGUUUUGAUCUUGGGAAGAGUCAUUGCCGGCAUGGGUGGUGGAGGAGCCAUGACAGGAGCUUUCAUCAUCAUCGCCUUCAGUGCCAAACCACAAUACAGGGCCGCGUAUAUGGGGGUCCUGGGCUUGACGUUCGGCUGUGCGAGUGUCGUUGGGCCUCUCUUGGGAGGCAUCCUCACCGACGGACCUGGCUGGAGAUGGUGCUUCUGGAUAAGUUUACCCGUUGGAGCCCUGGCGGCGACUACAACCGCUCUCACCGUCAAAGUGCCGUCGGUGCCUGAGUCCAUGCAGGUCUCGUUAAAAGAGAAGCUGAUCUCGUUAGAUCUAGCCGGCAGUCUACUUGUCUUGGGCUCUAUGGCUUGCCUGGUGCUCGCACUGGAGAAAGGGGGAGUCUCAUCCCCGUGGAGCAACUGGCACGUCGUCACCAGCCUGGGAGGCUUCGUGGCGCUGCUUAUCAUCUUCAGCAUCAACGAGUGGCGGAUGGGCAGUCGCGCCAUGAUCCAGGCACAUCUAUUGAAAAAACGAUCUAUUGCGGUCAGCCUGGUGUUUCAAUUUUUUAUUGCCGGCCUGUUUUUCCCACUAUCUUUUGCGCUGCCGAUCCAGUUCCAGUCAGUCGGAAAUGCAUCGGCGUCAGAAAGUGGGAUCCGCCUGAUACCUUUGAUCCUCGCCGUCUCCGUGUUUACCAUGAUCGCCAACGGGCUGCUGACCUUUUGGCGGCACUACACGCCUUUCCUCGUGAUAGGCGCCGUGGCAGGGACACUAGGGGUGAUCAUGGUUCACACUCUGGACGCCAGCGCUGGUCUCGGGUCGUGGAUAGGCUUUGAGAUCUUGACAGGCAUGGGUGUGGGUCUUGCUCUCCAGGUGCCAAUGAUCGCGAAUCAGGCGGCGGUAGGGAUCGAGGAUAUGGCCGCCGUGACCUCGUUGACGCUCUUCUGCGAAAACGUGGGGACCUCCAUCUUCAUCGCAGCCACUGAAGCCGCCUUCACCAAUGGGUUGGUCUCGGCUCUAGGGCACAAUGUCCCCCAAUUGAAUCCUGAGAUUGUGGUCAAUACGGGAGCGACCGAAAUCCGGCAGAUUUUUGGCAAGAAGCAAAUCCAGGGGGUUCUGAGGUCGUACCUAAAAGGCUGCCAGGCCAGCCACCUGGUGCCCAUGGCCUGUGGAUCAGCUGCCACUCUGGUGUCGAUGAUUGUUGCAGUGCCGUCAGUGAGUCAGUCAUGGGAGAAGUGGAAGCACAAAGCGCAUUCUCGGUAA
Fonsecaea nubica is the source of this 1644-nucleotide messenger RNA. RefSeq lists its product as hypothetical. Gene Ontology annotation, molecular function: transmembrane transporter activity. Gene Ontology annotation, biological process: transmembrane transport. The coding region runs from base 1 to 1644 and encodes 547 amino acids. The transcript has 4 exons. Lineage: Eukaryota; Fungi; Ascomycota; Eurotiomycetes; Chaetothyriales; Herpotrichiellaceae. The record is from RefSeq and is a predicted model, not a curated record.